Parnassius mnemosyne (clouded apollo) is the source of this 363-nucleotide messenger RNA. The record is from the annotation of a GenBank genome assembly. NCBI's taxonomy places the organism in Eukaryota, Metazoa, Arthropoda, Insecta, Lepidoptera, Papilionidae.
AUGGACUGGCUGCAACCACCGUUCCGACAAGGCUUCACGAGAGCCAGAGGCACAGCGACCCAGAUCGUUUGCACCGGUAAAACAAUCACAGACGCCCUGGCUAACGGCAACAGCGUCUCCAUGAUAUCAACAGAUCUCUCGAAAGCCUUUGACUCGAUCAACCACAAAGCCUUAAUCAAAAAGCUACAAGACAAAGACGUACCCACUAACAUCACAAAAAUUAUAGAAAACUACCUUGCAGACACACAACUGAAAGGCAGGUUUAGAACAACUGAAACAGAGGAGAAACCGAUACUCCAUGGCAUGCUCCAAGGAUCGAUCCUGGGACCGCUGGCUUUCAACCUGUAUGUCCAUGACAUCUAG